GGAAGAGCAACAUAUUUCGGCUGACAACUAAAAAGUUGUGUCUCUGAUAAACCACGUCACCUCGAAUAGAAGAAAGUGAAUACAGACCAAGGGAGUCCAGUCAAGUUUGGUCAGUGGAACAGAUGUUGCUAUUGUGAGAUGUCCUUAAUGGAGCAUGGGGGAGUCCGGCCAUUGACAGCUCUGGCCUGGACCUCCAACAGCAGCACUUGUCCCAAAGAUUUCACAGUGAUCAGCAUCACAGAAGAUGGAGCAACAGCAAACUUCACGCGCAGCUUUGGGAUGAAGUCAGGAUAUUACCUCUGUUACAGCAAGGAUUUAUCAGGUGGUAUGGUACUGUCAGACAUUCAACUUAUAUCAGACAAGGACUCUAUUCCUCAUGGUUACUGCUAUAUAGCGGAGUAUCUUGAACCGAGGGCCACUGUGUCAAAGAAGAAAAGGGUGUGUGUACGUGUCGUCCCAGUGGGCAGCGUGGAUACAGCUGUGUUGGAUGUGAAACUGACAGCCAAAAGCAAAAUGAUGUUGCAACACUACACAUAUGUGGGAGACAUCCAUGGCUACGUAUUGUGGUGUAGAAAGGGGCCUUUUUCUGGCCCCAUGCCUCAAGCUAAGCCCCGUAGUGUCAGCCUAGACCUCCGCAAACUAUCCCUGGAGCAGUCAUCUGGUCCGUUGCCUCUCAGACCCAGUAACCCUCCUCCAUUGCCACCGGGCAGACUGAGUCAGAGACGCUGCAGCCUCCACACCAAGGACAAUGACAAACCUGCAGAUGGCAGCAUGCAGGGAAUCACAGCUCUAGAUGGAGUUCCUUUCAGCCUUCAUCCAAAGUUUGAUGUUCAGACGAAUGGCACGGGUUCCCAGCUGAACUCUCAAUUAAACAACAUUCGUAUAAAGUCUCUCCAGGACAUUGAAAAUGAGUACAACUACACUUUUGCUGUUGAAGAAAAUGCUGCAAAGAGGACCAGACCGUCGGUUCCAGCAGGAGGCGCCUCUUCAGCUCAGUGACCUUUGCACUUUAUCAAAGGCUUAAUAUGAGACUUUUUGCAUUAAAAAUGAGUCUUCAGGGUCAUAUCUCACAUUCUGGUACAACUGAAUGAUCUGGAUCUGGAACAAUAAGCUAGAGAAAGGUUCUGUUGUUACAGGGUCAUGUAAAAUUUCAUCCAUGAGUGCGAUGCUUCUACCUAAUAAUGAGAACAAUCAAACCCUAAAGCCAGUGGAAAUGUUUCACUGUUUGUUUAUGCGUUUCCUUUACAUUCCAUUUUCUUUAUCCAUCAUUCUAAGUCCUUAACAGGGAAUCAUUAAGCUGUCAUUUGCCAAAGGAAUGGACUCUAUGAAUGAGAUCAUACACCUAAUUGUUUUAUGUUUGUAUAAAGAAGGUGUAACAGGGUUUAAGAUGUAACGAGUUAUUGUAUCUCAAGUAUCAGCCAUUUGGGAGUAUUCAUCUGCAGUAAUAAAACACAUCAUCUUUACUUUAUAGACUUCAUUUCAAGCUUAAGGCUAACUGUAACUCUAUACAUACAUUGUCACAAAAGUAUAACUAAUGGACAGUGUGUGCUGUUUUCUCUGUAGCAUGUUCUUUGCACAUUUUUCUAACGUUCGGUCAGUGCUUUUUGUGGAUACACUUUGCUGCAGAUGAUGUUUAUCUAAACUCCAUAGAUAUUCCAAAAUAUUUACAUGUUGGAUUUAUAGUGUUUUUCUUCUAUUAAGCUGCCAUCAUUAAAAAAAAUGUGUAUGCCAUUAUAAGGCGAAAAGAACUAAGAUGAAAAUAUUAUUGCUCUUUUUUUUAUAGUGGGACCACUGCAAGAUAUAUGGCUUAAAACCGAAGUUUUGGAAAAUACAGUCUUACAUUUAUUUAUGUUACUGGGCAAUGCGUAACGUUACGUUCUCUUUUUAUCUGUAUAGCAAGCUUUAUUCUGCAUGGAGGGAAAAAAAUUCAAAUAAACACUACUUAAAGUAUGU
This is a messenger RNA of Sphaeramia orbicularis (orbiculate cardinalfish), 1953 nucleotides long. It is a transcript of the gene mvb12a, whose product is annotated as multivesicular body subunit 12A. The transcript has 11 exons. The record is from RefSeq and is a predicted model, not a curated record. Gene Ontology annotation, cellular component: ESCRT I complex; cytosol. Gene Ontology annotation, biological process: regulation of epidermal growth factor receptor signaling pathway; endosome to lysosome transport via multivesicular body sorting pathway; viral budding. Bases 139 to 999 code for a protein of 286 amino acids. Lineage: Eukaryota; Metazoa; Chordata; Actinopteri; Kurtiformes; Apogonidae.